UGCUAUGUUCAAUUCUAGAAAAUUUGGUCAGUAGCAUGGAAUUGGCUGUCAAGCCGCGCAUCUCUGAUGUAGGAAAUUUCGCCGAUGUGCAACGGGUGAAAAUCUCGUUAGCGUCGAUCGGUAAAUUCCACAUUAAGCUUAACAAUCUAUUCCCCAACAACCCCGAGCUGAGUGAUGCAGCCCAUACGAUAUUUAAUGAGAAUUGGCGUGACCUCUACCAAGUGCUUCAACCAACAAUUCAGCAGACCUUAAAUGCGAUUAUACUGGAUCGUACGAAGAAGAUAUUAGGCUAUGUUCCGGCAACCUACUUUAUAAAAAAUUUUCACUAA
Molecule: messenger RNA, 329 nt
Organism: Drosophila arizonae
Lineage: Eukaryota; Metazoa; Arthropoda; Insecta; Diptera; Drosophilidae
Product: circadian clock-controlled protein daywake
Biological process (GO): multicellular organismal reproductive process
Source: RefSeq, a predicted model, not a curated record